AUGAAUUCCCGCGCCGCGUCCGCGCGCGCGCACCUUCGAGUACAGCCGCGGUCUCGGCCGCGGCCCGAACGCGUCCGCGGGCGCGGCGACGUGCAGAAGGACCGCGACGCAUAUCGCCGAGAGCCAACCGAGGCGCGGCAUCGUGGGCGCGUCGUGCUGCUCGACGGGACUGUGGCGACGAGGCCGCGGGGCGGCGGUGUUCUUUCACGCCAGCGCCAUGCGCGAGUUCGAAAACGACAGCCGGCGCGCGAAAUCUGGGCACCCUCAGAGAUCUGCCGCACACCGCCCCCGAGACCUCUCGCGUCAUCACGACGCGACGCGCGCGGGACGCGGAGGCGUCUCGACGCGCGGGCGGGCGCGAUGUAUAAGUUCUUCAAGCCGGACGGGAAGUCCAAGCCCGGGGGCGGCGGAGGGUCGGGGAGACGCCGCGUCGAGAUCGAGGCGGACGACGACGGCUGGAGAACGACCCCGCGCGAGGCCGACGCCGCGCCGCCGCCGGAGAGGUGGACGGACGACCGCCCGCGCAAGGACUCGAGCGAGGCCAGACAAGACUGGUCCGGCGACGCGCGCUUCCGCGAGCUCCGCGACCGCGACGGCGGAAGACGUCGCGGCGCGGAGGACGAGACCGUGAUGCCGUCGAGCGAUCGCUUCGGCGACGAAAUGACGAACGUCGUCUUCAAGCGCGCGCGAAGCCACGGAAAGUGCCUCGCGAAGCCGCAAAUGCCGACGCGCGGGAACGGCAUACCCAUGGGAGGCGUCGUCGUGCACUUCCCCGCGGGCUUGACCCCGCACGUCCCGCAGAAGAUCACGAUGAGCAAGGUGAUCGCGGCGCUGCAAAAGCGACAAAACGCGCUCGUGGAGUCGCCCACGGGGACGGGCAAGUCGCUCAGCCUCCUGUGCAGCGCGCUCGCGUGGCAAGAGGCGAAGAAGCGCGAGGUCGCGGAGGAGAACGAGCGCGUCCGCGAGAGGAACACGACGCGGAUGAACGCGUAUCAAGACGCGCUGCUCGCGUGGACCCGCGGGGAGGAACCGCCCGCGCCCGCGCCCGCCGGCACAGCUGGCGCCGACGCCGACACAGCUGGCGCCGGCGCGCCGCUCGAGCCCGUCGCGAGCGCGGACCUCCAACAGAAGAUGGAGACGUCCGCGCACGUGAAGAACGAAGACGGCGUCGUCGCGCCGGCGAGGCGCGGGGGCGGGGGCGGGGGCGGGGUUGAGGACGAGCCCGGCGCGGGUGGCGGCGAAGAAGAAGAGGAAGAAGAAGAAGAAAAAGACGUUUCCGCGCCCGGCGCCGCCGUCAAACGCGAACGCGUCGACGGGUUCGCCCUCGCGUGCGGCUCCCCCGACGUCUCCGUGCACGUGCUGAGGGAAGAAGACGCGCCCGCGAUCGAGAGCGACCACUUCGAGCGGUUUCGCAUGGGCUCGGCGGCGAAGAUCGAGCGUCGCGAGGAGGGCGCGUCGGUCGAGUUGAAACCGGAGUUGAAACCGGAGUUGAAACCGGAGUUGAAACCGGAGGCGCUCCUCUCCGCGGGCCACGGGACGUUCCCGCCUCUGAAACAGCCCGGUCAGAGAGGCCCGAUGCCCGCGCGACCGGAGAUCGAACCGCUGAAGGCGACGCCGAAGAUAUACCUGUGCUCGAGGACGCACUCGCAGCUGCACCAGCUCGUGAAGGAGCUGAAGCGCACGCCGUACCGACCGCGAUACACGAUUCUCGGCUCGCGUCGGCAGUAUUGCCCCAUACGUAAAACCGACGAAGAGUGCAUGGAGCUCACAAAGGAUAAAGCGCGGCGCCCGGACGGGACGCAGUGCUCGCACUACAACAACCACACGAACCUCACGAAGGAGCUCGUAGACGCGGAGAUCUGGGACAUGGAAGAUCUCGCGGAGGCGGUGGAUCACCACGCGGCGUGCGCGUUCUUCACGAUGAAAAAACUCCACGAAGACGCCGAGCUGGUGUUGUGUCCGUACAACUACAUCUUCGACGCGAACAUCCGCGACGCGAUGGGGA
This is a messenger RNA of Micromonas pusilla CCMP1545, 2005 nucleotides long. RefSeq lists its product as uncharacterized. The record is from RefSeq and is a predicted model, not a curated record. The transcript has a single exon. Gene Ontology annotation, molecular function: hydrolase activity, acting on acid anhydrides, in phosphorus-containing anhydrides; ATP binding; DNA binding. Gene Ontology annotation, cellular component: nucleus. Lineage: Eukaryota; Viridiplantae; Chlorophyta; Mamiellophyceae; Mamiellales; Mamiellaceae. The annotation marks the transcript as partial. Gene Ontology annotation, biological process: double-strand break repair involved in meiotic recombination; nucleotide-excision repair.